Ciona intestinalis (vase tunicate) is the source of this 1696-nucleotide messenger RNA. The record is from RefSeq and is a predicted model, not a curated record. Lineage: Eukaryota; Metazoa; Chordata; Ascidiacea; Phlebobranchia; Cionidae.
AUCUUUAUGACUGAAUUAACGUAAAUAAGCGGUGGAAAAUUACUGUAUUUUUUAAGUUGCUGCGUUAGUAAUUUCACUAUUUUGGGGCACCAGAGCAAUUUGAAAAUUGCUGAACGGUUUUUGGUUAAUUAGAAUUUAAAAGAAAUUAUAAAUGUAGAAAAUUUUAGAUAGAAAACUUAAUUACCAAAGUUUUAAUAAAGGCUGUGGAAACCACGGGAAGAUCUCUUUCUUUUUGUGGUCGUUUCUGUGAGUUUGUGUGCGUUACUGGUGUGUCGUAUUCUCUUCUACUCUUAUGUACUUUACUAUAAAAGUCACCAUGAAGUGUAGAGACAGGGUUAGCAAUUUACUUAGCUAUGUCGGGGCGUCGCAUUUUUGUUGGUCGUUUGAGUUACCGUGCACGUGAGGGCGACAUAGAGCGCUUCUUCAAAGGCUUUGGUCGUAUUACAGACAUCAACAUCAAGAACGGCUUCUGUUUCGUGGAGUUUGACGACAGCAGAGACGCAGACGAUGCAGUGUAUGAGAUGAAUAACCAGAUGCUGUGCGGGGAGAGGGUCACUGUCGAACUGGCUAAAGGAACGCAGAGGUGGGGCCAAGAGCGACGGGAUUAUGGAGGGGGAAGAGAUUAUGGGAGAGGGGAUUACGGAGGUGGGUAUGGGGGGAGGAAUAAUGACCGGGGCUUUGGGAGGAGACAGAGCAAAUUUGCCCCGCCGAUGAGAACUGAGUAUCGGGUGAUUGUGGAGAAUUUAUCGACUAGAGUCGCCUGGCAGGAGUUGAAAGAUCAUUUAAGGCAAGCCGGAGAAAUCACGUACGCAGAUGCUCAUAAGCAUCGUCGCAAUGAAGGCGUUGUGGAUUUCGCGAGCUACGAUGAUAUGAAGAAUGCAAUUGAGAAGUUCAAUAAUACAGAGCUGAAUGGGAGGAAGAUCAGAUUGGUGGAGGAUCGCUCACAGAGCAGUUCGAGAUCACGGAGCAGGUCACGAUCACGCUCACGAAGUCGUCACCGUUCCAGAUCACGGGAUCGAAGUUCACGCAGGAAGAGAAGUCGCUCUCAUUCACAUGAUAGCGACAGGAAUAAGAGGAAAGAGUCAAGAUCUUCAUCCAAUGAAGAUAACCGGAAGAGGAGCCAAUCACGUGAAAAAGAUUCUGAUCACGAUGAUAAAAAUGAGGAGAAGAAUGAUCAAGGUGAAACUUCCAAGGAAAAAAUGGAAGAAAGUGCUGAAACAUCACAAGUAUCUGAAGAUCGUGAUGGUGGACAUUCUCGUGAAAAUAGUCGUGAAAAAUCACCAUCUCAUGAAAAUGGUGAUAAUGAAAGGGGUGCUCGCAGCAGCUCCCCUGAACAAAAAGAAGAAAAUUAAACUGGAUGUUUUGUUACAAAAAUUGACCAAAAAAUUAUUCAACAAUCUCUUCAUUACAAGCUUACUUGUCUAGUUUGAUUUAAUGAAGAUCUAUCGGCCCCAAUUAUUUUUACGAUUGUGACAUAUGUGUAAUUCAUACCCCUUGUACUGCCCAGUGAAAUUAAAUUUUCACAAAAUUUAAGUAAGAUGAUUCGCAGUGUAAAUAUUCUUUUAAAACCAAAACUUUUUGUAAAUUGGCAAUUGAUUUCUAAAGCAGUUUGCAACACAAACUCUGCUGCUAACUGUUUAUGAUAAAUUGUUUUUUUGAGUUGUUUUAACUGGAAUAAAAAAUGAUUGUAACCUUG